Messenger RNA from Cydia pomonella (codling moth), 4251 nucleotides. RefSeq lists its product as uncharacterized. The record is from RefSeq and is a predicted model, not a curated record. NCBI's taxonomy places the organism in Eukaryota, Metazoa, Arthropoda, Insecta, Lepidoptera, Tortricidae. The annotation marks the transcript as partial. The transcript has a single exon.
ACCACUUUAGACAAAUAAACGCACAAACACACAUGCAUGUCGCCGUAAGACUAAUAUCGAAUAUAUCGAUGCCUAUUUAUGUAAGCCAGUUCAGUUGCAAAUAAACCAUCGCUGUGACAGUACGCAAAAUGUUUUAAAUUUAUUGAGCAUCCAAUACCGAACCUUAUAGCUAUCGAAACAUGGUCCAUAAUCGAACCGGAUGCGAAUCGAAAGAAUAAUAAGAUAAUCACCGGUCGGCGAGCGCGGCGAUACCUGGAUCGAGUGCGAAGUGCAGUUGUUUACUUAAAAACAUUAAUAUUCUCAGCUAUGCGGCGGUGAAAUUAUUAUCGUCGUGAGUUAUAAAAGUGAAUAACUUUGUUGUUUUGGGACUUAUAACGUUAUUUGUUGUUAAUCGACAUGGCUACACCAUCAAUAGACGAAGUUUCGGUGCAAUUAGAAGACAUAUAUAACAGUAUCAAGAAAGCGGAAAUUAAUUACAAAAAAUGCCCCAAGGAGAGGCUAACCCUUGGUUACGUAAAGGUGCGCAUGCAAUAUAUUGACGAGUAUUGGUCAUCAUUCAAGCAAUUACAUUCCGAGUUACUAAAAAUAUCAACUACGGAACAAAGGCAAUCUCUGUUAUACUUCGUUGAGAAUUAUUACGAUAAAUGUGAAGAAAAAUACUUGAAUCUAAAAACUACGCUUCAGGACCUGUUGGACUUUAACACACCUACACCGGCUGGCACGCCCAUGAAUACUUCAUCAGUUUCUGGAGAUAUUAAGACAGUAAUGGAUGUGAAAUUACCUCGUUUAGAAUUACCGAAAUUUUCUGGUCUUUAUGAAGAAUGGCAGGCAUUUGAAGAUAUUUUUACAUCAAUAAUUCACAACAACCAGUCAUUGAGUGACGUGCAGCGGUUUUACUACCUAAAGUCUUGUUUAAUCGGAGAAGCCAGCACAACCUUGAAGCAUUAUAAGGUCGUGGAGAAAAAUUACAGACCCGCUUGGGAUACAUUGAAGAAACGUUACAGUCAUAAACGUCUUGUGGUCAAUGCAAUUCUCAAAAGGCUGUUUUCAUUAAAAAAAAUGUUGAGUCAAUCUCCUAGCCUAUUGAAAACAUUAGUUGAUAAUAUGAAAGAGUGCCUUCACAGCUUUAAAGGUCUGUCGAUUAACACUGAUGCUUGGGACCCCUUGCUUAUAUUCUUAGCGACUCAAAAAUUGGACCCAGAGAGCCACAAACAAUGGGAAGAGCACGUGAGCCUGCAAGAGACUGGGGAUCUGCCUACGAUAAAUGAAUUGUUUCACUUUUUGGAGAAUAAAAUACAUACAUUGGAAUUAACGUCUGCAGCGUCGUCGCAAGCCAAAACUGUUAAAGAACGAUCAUUUCACGCCAGUGCUACAUCCGAAAAAAAUUGUCUUUUCUGUCAAGAUGCUCAUGCCUUAUGCCAUUGCAAGCAAUUUGGAAAAUUGGAUCCCAGCGAAAGAAGCGAAUUUGCUAAGAAUCAAAAAUUGUGCUAUAAUUGUCUUCUACCAGGGCACUCAGUGCUGUUCUGUAAACUAAAUGUAUCCUGCAAGGUCUGCCAUCGUCGACACCAUUCACUCCUCCAUCAAAGUAGCUAUCGAGGAGCGACGCCAGCAGCUGAAGAGAAUAAGACAACUGACGUUUCUGCACAUGCCAAAAUGGAAGAAGUCGACGACGGGAGCCAAAACGACGAUGAAAGGUUAGAAGAUAUAGCAGCCAAUUUUGCAGCAGAUGAAUCAGCUGGGCUAUUGGCUACGGCUAUAGUACCGGUACGAGAUACGACUGGAAGGGUGAUCCUGCUGCGAGCGUUGGUGGAUAAAGGAUCACAAGCGACGUUUAUCACUGAAAGGGCAGCUCAACUAUUUAAAGUGAAGAGGGAGUAUAUUAGAGGGAGAAUUACAGGCGUUGGCGACACAAAUACAAGGGUUAAUCAUACCGUCCGAUUAGAUGUUCUUUCACGAUAUGAGAAUAAAUUCAACCUCAAUGUAAAGAUGUAUGUCAUGCCUACGCGAGUGACAAAGGUGCUGCCAUCCAAAAGGGUACCUAUAAAUGAAGAAUCCGGUGAUUGGGCGCAUUUGAAAGAUCUCCCUCUAGCAGAUCCCACAUUUAACAAACCUGGAAGAAUAGAUUUGCUUCUAGGAGUGAAAGUGUACUCACGAAUCUUAAAGGAAAAACUAAUCAAAGGUCCACCAGGAAAGCCGAUUGCUCAACUUACUAGCCUGGGUUGGAUUAUCUUCGGAGAAAUUGAUGAAUCAAACUCUCAAGAUGAUGUAAUAGCAAUGCAUCAUCAGUUAGACCUGGAUAAUAUGGUGAAAAACAUGUGGGAGUUAGAAGCACCUUUUAAACGAGCAUAUACAGCAGACGAAAGACUCUGUGAAGAAAUAUACGAAACCCUUCACUCCAGAACUGAAGAUGGGAGGUAUAUUGUGAAGCUACCUAUGAGAAAUAAACAGCCUCAAGCAACACAAGGUGAUACCAGAAGCAUAGCUAUGAAACGACUUAAGCAGUUAGAAUCACGUUUCGAUAGGAUGCCUCCGUUGAAAACUGAAUAUACCAGAGUGCUUGAGGAGUACCUAGCCAUGAACCAUAUGGAAGAAGUUCCAGAAGAGGAAAUAGAAGAUCCAGCUGUCUAUCUAUCUCAUCAUGCUAUAAUUAGAGAGGAAAAAGAGACAACGAAAUAUAGAAUUGUAUUUGACGCGUCAGCCAAGGGUUCCAAUAACAAAUCAUUAAACGAUGAUUUAUUAGUCGGACCCCAGCUACAAGAAGACUUGCGAAACAUUAUCAUGCGUUGGAGGAUGAGAAAGGUAUGCUAUGUAGCCGAUGUGGAGAAAAUGUACCGUCAAAUACUGGUAACCAAAGCUGACACCAACUAUCAAAGACUUCUAUGGCGUAAUAAUCCAAAAGAAGAAGUUAAAGAUUAUCGCCUGCUUCGAGUUACCUUUGGAACAGCAUCGGCCCCUUAUUUAGCCGUCAAGACGCUUCAUCAGAUAGCUAUGGAUGAAGGCAAGGACCAACCUAAUGCGGCACGAGUCAUUAAGGAGGACUUCUAUAUGGAUGAUUUGAUAUCAGGGAAUGACACCGUAGACGAGGCCAUAACCACAGCACGGGAAGUAAAGAGCAUACUACAACGAGGAGGUUUUCACUUACAAAAAUGGACAUCAAACGAACGAGAGUUCUUGGAGCAAAUUGAAGCGUCGCAACGAAGCUCGCGAGUUAAGAUGGAUAUCAAAUUAGAUGGAACGAUUCAAGCAUUAGGACUAUCCUGGAAUGUGGGCAACGACACCUUUCAAUAUACAUUAGAGCUACCCGACAUUCCUGAAAUUGUAACCAAACGAAACAUACUCGCUCAAGUACAAAGACUAUUUGAUCCUCUUGGGUGGUUGGCUCCUGCAAUUCUACCAGCUAAAAGUUUACUGCAACAGUUAUGGCUUCAAGGUAUUAGCUGGGAUGAGGAGGUCAGUGCUGAUUUUAAGAAAAAAUGGAUAAACUUACGUCAAAGUUUUGAUUACCUCCGCGACAUCGAAGUAGAGCGAUGGUUAUAUACGACUCAAAGUAACUUGCAAGCAGUUUCCGUGCACGGGUUUUGUGAUUCAUCCACAAAAGCAUAUGGAGCUGUAGCUUACCUCAGAGUUGAGACAGAAGGAGAAAUACGAACUGGAAUAAUUGCUGCCAAAACACGCGUCGCACCUGUGAAACCAGUCUCUCUUCCAAAACUGGAACUGUGUGCUGCGGUACUCCUCUCUAGACUACUCAAACAAGUAAAAGAAGCAAUGAGAAUACCCGAUACUCACUUAUAUGCCUGGACAGAUUCUUCCGUAGUGCUAUCAUGGCUAUUAGGUGACCCUGGAAGGUGGAACGUAUUUGUUUGCAAUCGAGUCGUCGAGAUAUUAGACAACAUUGGCAAUCAAAGGUGGUACCAUGUUGCCUCUGAAGAUAACCCAGCAGACAUCGCGAGUAGAGGGACAACCCUUCAACUACUAGCACAAGAUCGAAAAUGGUGGAAAGGCCCGAAGUGGCUGCAGACUGACGACAUUCCAUAUAGAAGACCUGAAAUAAAAGAAACAGAAUUAGAAAGAAAGAGAAAUAUACAAGUAAACGUGAAUAUAGAAAGUGAAGAGCCUGGAAUUAAAUUUGAAGAGUUUGAUACAUUGUCAGAGCUUUUGAAGACGAUUGUUUAUAGCUUGCGAUUCCUUAACAGUAAGAAGACCCCUGAAAAUAUACAAAAGGAAUUAACAACUACAGAACUAGAAAAUGCU